Molecule: messenger RNA, 3123 nt
Organism: Marmota flaviventris (yellow-bellied marmot)
Lineage: Eukaryota; Metazoa; Chordata; Mammalia; Rodentia; Sciuridae
Source: RefSeq, a predicted model, not a curated record
GCUCGCCCCCGCCUUCCCCGCCGUUUCCUCGGCCGUCUACUGCACGGAGCAGGCGCUUCCUGUCGGCCGUGGGGCGCGGGGGCGCAGCUCCCAGCUGGACCAAGGCCCCUGUGCUGGCUGAUGGCACCCUGGAGACUGACCAUCCUUUCUCAGCCUCGGUUUUCUUAUCUGCGAAAUAGGAAGGUCGUGGAGCCCAGAGCGCGGUUCCCGGCGGCCCUUGCGGGACAGGUGAGCCACUCGCCGGCGCCCCGCCCCGCCUCCCGGCGCCUCCCAGGCACUAGAGACCACUGACGACAUCGAGGAAACUGAUGGGAACUGCAGAUGGGCAGUGGGAGUCUCCAGAGGUGGUGUCCAGGGUUUGAGCUGCCCUAAGUCUGCAGACGGGCUGGGCGUGGACCGCAGACAUGGCCCAGCCACUGGCCUUGGUCCUCAAUGUCCCUGAGGCUCUAGGGGACCAGGACCAGGAGCCCAGUCCCUAUGAGGAGAGCGAGGUGCAUGACUCCUUCCACCAGCUCAUCCAACAGCAGAGCCAGCUGGCAGAGGAGGAGCUGGAACUGCAGCAGAGGCAGCUGGUGGCCGGAACCCUGGGGGUCCCAGGCAGUGGUCACCAGACCCUCCUGGGGCCAGAGGGUGCCCCUGUCCACAGCGCAGCCACACUCCGCAUCUUGGCCAGCAUGCCUAGCCGCACCAUCGGCCGCAGCCGUGGGGCCAUCAUCUCCCAGUACUACAACCGGACGGUGAAGCUGCGGCGCCGGGGCAGCCGGCCCCUGCUCGGCGACAUGGUGCGCUCCGCCCGGCCCAGCCUCCGCCUGUAUGACCUGGAGCUGGGCCCCAGGGCCCUCGAGGAGGAUGAGAAGCAAGGCCUCCUGGUGAAGGAGCUUCAGGGCCUGUCGGUGGUCCAGCGGGACCACAUGCUCCGGGGGAUGCCCUUGAACUUGGCUGAGAAACGCUGCCUGCGAGAGAAGAGCCAGAUUCAGAGGGGGAAGCGGAGGGCCCGGCAGGACCGUGGGGGCGUCUUUUCCUGCUGCAGCCGGCUCAGAUACUCCUGCAUCCUGGCCCUGCAUAGCCUAGGGCUGGCGCUGCUCUCGGGCCUGCACGCCGUGAGGCCGUGGCGCCACACACUGAAGCAGAUCGGAGGCCAGUUCGGCUCCAGCGUGCUCUCCUACUUCCUGUUCCUCAAGACCCUGCUGGCCUUCAACGCGCUGCUGCUGCUGCUGCUGCUGGGCCUCCUCGUGGGGGUGCAAGCUGCCCUCCCGCCCGGCCCGCCGGACCCUGCCCCCGCCUUCACAGGGCUGGAGCUCCUCACAGGCGGGGGCUGCUUCACCCACACUGUCAUGUACUACGGGUACUACAGCAACGCCACGCUGAACCAGCCCUGCGUGCCUCCGCGGGAUGGCCACCAGUGCAGCCCCGGGGCCAGCAGCCUUCCCUACAACAUGCCCCUGGCCUACCUCUUCACCAUGGGGGCAGCCUUCUUCGUCACCUGCAUCUCCUUGGUUUACAGGCCCCCGUCACCCUGCCCAUCUCUGCUUGUUCCCAGCAUGUCGCAUGCUUUUGGGGAGAGCUACCGGGUGGGCAGCACCAAGGGCGUCCACGCCAUCACCGUUUUCUGCUCCUGGGACUACAAGGUGACUGAGAAGCGGGCCUCUCGCCUCCAGCAGGACAACAUCCGCACCCAACUGAAGGAGCUGCUGGCUGAGUGGCAGCUGCACAGGAGCCCCCAGAGCCUGCGUGGGCGGCUGCGGCGGGCGGUCCUGCUGGGGCUGGCGUGGCUGCUGUGUCUGGGCACCAUGCUGGGCUGCUCCGUGGCCGUCUUCGUCUUCUCAGAGGUCACGAUCCAGAGCCCGGUGUCUGCCGGCCAGGAGGCGAGGCUGCUGGCUCUGCCCCUGGUGGUCUCCCUCCUCAACCUGGGGGCCUCCUACCUGUUCCGUGGCUUGGCUGCCCUGGAGCAGCAUGAGUCCCCGGGGCUGGAGGUGUACGUGUCCAUCUGCAGGAACCUCAUCCUCAAGAUGGCCAUCCUAGGCAUUCUUUGCUACCACUGGCUGGGCCGCAGGGUGGCUGCCCUGCAGGGCCAGUGUUGGGAGGACUUCGUGGGCCAGGAGCUGUACCGGUUCAUGGUGAUGGACUUCCUGUUUGCACUGCUCGACACGCUGUUUGGGGAGCUGGUGUGGAGGCUCAUCUCAGAGAGGAAGCUCAAGAGGAGGCGGAAACCUGAGUUCGAUAUUGCAAGGAAUGUUCUGGACCUGAUUUAUGGGCAGACUCUGACCUGGCUGGGGGUCCUCUUCGCGCCUCUCCUGCCGGCUGUGCAGGUCCUCAGGCUGUUGCUCCUCUUCCUGGUCAAGAAGGCUAGCCUGAUGGCCAACUGCCAAGCUCCCCGCAGGCCCUGGCUGGCCUCGCACAUGAGCACCGUCUUCCUCACACUGCUCUGCUUCCCUUCCUUCCUGGGUGCCGCCAUCUUCCUCUGCUACGCCGUGUGGCAGGUGAAGCCCUCGAGCACCUGCGGCCCCUUUCGGACCCUGGACACCAUGUAUGAGGCAGGCAGGGUGUGGGUGCGCCACCUGGAGAGUGCGGGCCCCGGGGCCUCCUGGGUGCCCUGGCUGCACCGGUACCUGGUGGAGAGCACCUUCUUCCUCUUCUUGGCAUCUGCCCUGUUGCUGGCCAUCAUCUACUUCAACAUCCAGGUGGUGAAGGGCCAGCGGAAGGUCAUCUCCCUCCUUAAGGAGCAGAUCCGCAAUGAGGGGGAAGACAAGAUCUUCUUGAUCAACAGGCUUCACUCUGUCUACGAGAGGAAGGAGAGGAGCAGAGCUCACAGAAACGAGGAGGCCGUGACGCCCUCUGCCCUGCUUGCAGACGGAGGGGACAGCUGGUGGGACAGUGAGGGGCCUUGCAGGCUCCCCCAGCACCCCCAGUUGCGCUCCGUCACUACGUCCUGGCAGGCAGAGACGAGGAUCUGAGACCCCGUGGGACACUAGGAUGGUGGAGUGACCCUGCUUCCCCCUUCCAUAGGCUGAGCUGAGCUGAAGAUGGAGCGCAGAGUGGGCAGGUGGGGCCUGCGUGCCUCCAGGGGGCCCUGCCCCAUCUGGGACUCUUAUUUAUUUACAUUAAAUGGGUUUUGCAAAAUGG